AUUCCCCAGCAGUCGGGGUGUUCUUCUCUGGCUGCACUGCUCUUGGGUUCCCAGUGUCUCUGCUCUCUCUCUCUCUCAAUAUGGCUGUGCAUCUGGUCCUGGCGCUUCUGGCUCUGGCGUCUCUGAGUGUUGCAUCCACACCAGACUGUAAAGAACUGAUUAAACCCCUGGUACUGGAAGACCAUACUGAGAUCUAUGGCAAAUGGGUAUAUGUGAUGGGGUCAGCCGAUCAAUUAUUUUUUCAAAAUGCUUUACGCACUCUGCAAAGCUCCUGGAUAGACCUGUCGGCAACGUCUGACCAUAAAGCAGUCACCCUACGAUGGGGAGAUCGCAUUGAUGGCAAGUGCAUCGUGGGUUCAACAAUUGCAACAAUCAACGGCACAACAUCCACAGUUCAGCUCCAUUUGUCAGAACACAAAGGUCAUUACCUGGAGACCUGUCCAGACUGCCUGCUAUGGUCAGACACCACCCGUAAUGGAGACGUCACUGGCAGAUACCUGCUGCUGUUCACAAGAACCGGUCAAAUGGAUCCCACAUACCUGGACACAUAUAGGAAGCAGGCAGAGUGUCUGAACUUCCCAGAUAAACACCAUUCCUACGAUGGUAAAACAGAGCUAUGCCAUGAUGACAAGGAGAAGGUGGUGAAAGAGGACACAAUGAAGGAGAAGGAGGCUACAGAGGAGGAGGAGUCUACAGAGGAGAAGACUACAGAGGAGAAGACUACAGAGAAGUUAUGCCCUACAGAGGAGCUGUGCUCUUAUGAAAAGGAGAAUGAGAAGGUGGUGAAAGAAGAGACUAUGAAGGAGAAGCAGACUACAGAGGAGGAAGAGAAGACUAAAGAGGAAACUACAGAGGAGGAGAUUAAAGAGAAGACAAUAGAGUGAACAAGAUAAGCAGAUUCGUCCUGUGUUGCGCAACAAACACCUCCUCAUACUGGAACUUUUAUACAAUAACCACUAACCAAAUACCACUUGUACUUCAAUGCACUUUCAAUGUGUUUUAUAUGAAUGUCAAUAAAUUGUCUCUUUCAUGUACAUGAUAAGUUAUGUGCUCUGCCGUUACCAUGUUAAAAUGCUAACAUUGUAUCCUGGAAUGGUCCUUUGGUCUGGGUUGAGUUAGAAUUUUAUGUUUUUUCACCGUUCCUGUCAAACAAAGCUUCAAAAUGCAUGAAAAACUAUAUACAUUUAAAAAAAUGCUAACAUUUAUGCCGUAAACUUUAUUUCAACCUUUAUUUCUACCUAACAGGAAGUAAUAUAACAAAAUGACAGUUCAGACAGACAUUCAAAUAAAACAUUUAAACUCA
This is a messenger RNA of Esox lucius (northern pike), 1303 nucleotides long. RefSeq lists its product as uncharacterized. Lineage: Eukaryota; Metazoa; Chordata; Actinopteri; Esociformes; Esocidae. The record is from RefSeq and is a predicted model, not a curated record. The transcript is spliced from 6 exons. Bases 81 to 884 code for a protein of 267 amino acids.